AGGGCAGGAGCGGCAGAGCUGCCUGCGCCGAGCGAUGCUGCGCUCCAGCCGCUACCGCGGGGCGCUGUGCGUGCGCGCAGCCGGGCUCCCAUAGGAUCCGGCAGCCCCAAGGCAGCCCGCAGGCAGCCCUCUGGCCCGGGGGAGGGGGCCGGGGCAGCCCCCGGCGCGGCGGGGCAGCGGGGCUGGGCUCGGGGGCAGCUCCCGCCCGCUCCCCGCCCGCCGCCACUCCGGCGGCUCCGCCGAGCAGCACCGCGGCUCCGGCUGCCGGGGCCGCCGCCGCGCACGGCCACCAAUGCGGGGGAGACCGGCGGCGAGGCAGCGGCUCCGCGGCAGCGGGGAGGGCAGGUGAACUCCGGGGAAGGAUGACCGGCGUCGCCGCGAUCGUCUUUUUCCUGCAGCUCUUGCCCAGGGCGGACGCACAGGUCUUCCCAGGUGGUUGUUCGUUCGAUGAGCACUACAGCAAUUGUGGUUACAGCGUCGCCUUGGGAACCAAUGGAUUUACCUGGGAGCAGAUCAAUACCUGGGAAAAGCCAACAAUGGAUCCUGCUGUCCCAACUGGCUCCUUCAUGAUGGUGAACAGCUCUGGGCGAGCUUCGGGGCAGAAGGCUCACCUGCUGCUGCCCACGCUGAAGGAGAAUGACACCCACUGCAUCGACUUCCACUAUUACCUGUCCAGCCGCGACCGCUCCAGCCCCGGCUCCCUCAACGUCUACGUCAAGGUCAACGGGGGCCCCCAGGGCAACCCCAUCUGGAACGUGUCAGGGGUGGUGACCGAGGGCUGGGUGAAGGCAGAGCUGGCCAUCAGCACCUUCUGGCCGCAUUUUUAUCAGGUGAUAUUUGAAUCUGUCUCUUUGAAAGGACAUCCCGGGUACAUAGCUGUGGAUGAAGUCAGAGUUCUCGCCCAUCCCUGCAGAAAAGCCCCGCAUUUCCUGCGGCUGCAGAACGUGGAGGUGAACGUGGGGCAGAAUGCCACCUUCCAGUGCAUCGCCGGGGGGAAGUGGUCACAGCACGACAAGCUCUGGCUCCAGCAGUGGAAUGGGAGGGACACGGCCCUGAUGGUCACUCGAGUGGUCAACCACCGGCGCUUCUCGGCCACGGUCAGCGUGGCUGACACGUCGCAGCGCAGCGUCAGCAAGUACCGCUGCGUCAUCCGCUCCGACGGCGGCUCCGGCGUCUCCAACUACGCCGAGCUCAUCGUCAAAGAGCCCCCCACCCCCAUCGCCCCUCCGGAGCUGCUGGCUGUGGGAGCCACCUACCUGUGGAUCAAACCCAACGCCAACUCCAUCAUCGGGGACGGGCCCAUCAUCCUCAAGGAGGUGGAGUACAGGACCACCACGGGCAACUGGGCAGAGACACACAUCGUGGACUCUCCCAACUACAAGCUGUGGCACCUGGACCCCGACGUGGAGUACGAGAUCCGCGUGCUGCUGACGCGCCCCGGGGAAGGCGGCACGGGGCCCCCCGGGCCCCCCCUCACCACCAGGACCAAGUGUGCAGACCCCGUGCACGGCCCGCAGCACGUGGAGGUGGUGGACAUCCGCUCGCGGCAGCUGACGCUGCAGUGGGAGCCCUUCGGCUACGCCGUGACGCGCUGCCACAGCUACAACCUCACCGUGCACUACCAGUACGUCUUCAACCAGCAGAAGUUCGAGGCUGAGGAGCUCAUCCAGACCUCGUCCCACUACACCCUGCGCGGGCUGCGGCCCUUCAUGACCAUCCGGCUGAGGCUGGCCCUCUCCAACCCCGAGGGCAGGAUGGAGAGCGAGGAGCUGGUGGUGCAGACCGAGGAGGAUGUUCCUGGACCUGUUCCCUUGGAAUCUAUCCAAGGAGGACCUUUUGAAGAGAAGAUCUACGUUCAGUGGAAGCCUCCAAAUGAGACAAACGGCAUCAUUACACUCUAUGAGAUCACCUACAAGGCCGUUGGGUCUCUGGAUCCCAGUGCUGACCUGUCCAGCCAAAGGGGGAAAGUCUUCAAGCUGCGGAAUGAAACCCAUCACCUGUUUGUGGGGUUGUACCCAGGCACCACCUACUCCUUCACCAUCAAAGCCAGCACAGUCAAGGGCUUUGGGCCACCCAUCACCACCCGGAUUGCAACCAAGAUUUCAGCGCCGUCCAUGCCGGAGUACGACACGGACUCUCCCCUCAACGAGACUGACACCACCAUCACGGUCAUGCUGAAGCCUGCCCAGUCCCGGGGAGCCCCUGUCAGUGUCUACCAGCUUGUUGUCAAGGAGGAGAAGCUGCAGAAAGCCCGGAGAGCUGCAGACAUCAUCGAGUGCUUCUCUGUGCCAGUGAGCUACAAGAACGCCUCCAGCCUGGACUCCCCUCACUACUUUGCAGCCGAGCUGAAGCCCAUCAACCUUCCUGUCACACAGCCCUUCACCGUGGGCGACAACAAGACCUACAAUGGCUACUGGAACGCUCCUCUUUCCCCCCUGAAAAGCUACAGCAUAUACUUCCAGGCUCUUAGCAAGGCCAAUGGAGAAACAAAAAUCAACUGUGUCCGGCUGGCAACAAAAGGAGCUUCCACCCAGAAUUCCAAUGCAGUGGAACCUGAAAAGCAAGUUGACAGCACAGUGAAAAUGGCUGGAGUUAUAGCUGGUCUCCUGAUGUUUGUUAUUAUCCUCUUGGGAGCAAUGCUUACCAUCAAAAGAAGAAGAAAUGCAUAUUCCUACUCCUAUUACUUGCAUUCAAGCCAAUGUUUUAGGGGCCUCUCUGUCUUCUACAGGACCAGGAAGCUAGCCAAGAAGCAGAAGGAGACUCAGACCAGCACACAGAGGGAGAUGGGUCCUGUGGCUGCUUCUGACAAGACCUCCACCAAACUCAGUGCUGUUCACAAUGAAGAAGCUUUUUCUUCCAGCUGCCAAGAUGUUAAUGGAUUCAUUUCCUCAGACACCGUGCCAUCGACCACGCUGUUAGACAGCAGCCACGGCGAGCUGGCGCAGCCCACGCUGACCAUCCAGACGCACCCGUACCGCGGCUGCGAGCCCGUGGAGAUGUCCUACCCGCGCGGGCAGUUCCAGCCCGCCAUCCGCGUGGCUGACCUGCUGCAGCACAUCACCCAGAUGAAGAGGGGACAGGGCUACGGCUUCAAGGAGGAGUACGAGGCACUCCCCGAGGGGCAGACGGCGUCCUGGGAUACGGCCAAGGAAGACGAGAACCGCAACAAGAACAGAUAUGGAAACAUAAUCUCCUAUGAUCACUCAAGAGUGAGAUUGCAGCUGCUGGAUGGGGACCCUCACUCCGACUACAUCAACGCCAAUUACAUCGACGGGUACCAUCGACCUCGCCAUUACAUUGCAACUCAAGGGCCGAUGCAAGAGACAGUGAAGGAUUUCUGGAGAAUGAUUUGGCAAGAAAACUCCGCGAGUGUUGUCAUGGUCACCAACCUGGUGGAAGUGGGCAGGGUGAAGUGUGUUCGAUAUUGGCCAGAUGACACAGAAGUCUAUGGAGAUAUUAAAGUCACAUUAAUUGAGACAGAGCCGUUGGCAGAGUAUGUCAUACGGACCUUCACUGUCCAAAAGAAAGGCUACCAUGAGAUCCGAGAGAUCCGGCAGUUCCACUUCACCAGCUGGCCGGACCACGGCGUGCCCUGCUACGCCACCGGGCUCCUGGGCUUCGUGCGCCAGGUGAAGUUCCUCAACCCCCCCGAGGCAGGACCCAUCGUGGUGCACUGCAGUGCUGGGGCUGGGAGGACAGGGUGCUUUAUUGCCAUCGACAUCAUGCUGGACAUGGCAGAGAACGAGGGCGUGGUGGAUAUCUUCAACUGCGUGCGAGAGCUGCGCUCCCAAAGGGUCAACUUGGUGCAGACAGAGGAGCAGUAUGUGUUUGUCCAUGAUGCCAUUUUGGAAGCAUGUCUCUGUGGCAACACAGCCAUCCCAGUCUGUGAGUUCAGAUCCAUAUAUUACAACAUCAGCAGACUGGAUCCACAGACCAAUUCCAGCCAGAUAAAAGAUGAGUUUCAGACCCUGAACAUCGUGACGCCGCGCGUGCGGCCGGAGGACUGCAGCAUCGGGCUGCUGCCCCGCAACCACGACAAGAACCGCUGCAUGGACGUGCUGCCCCUGGACCGCUGCCUGCCCUUCCUCAUCUCCGUGGACGGCGAGUCCAGCAACUACAUCAACGCUGCCCUCAUGGAUAGCCACAAGCAACCCGCUGCCUUCAUUGUCACCCAGCACCCCUUGCCCAACACCAUCGCGGACUUCUGGAGGCUGGUGUUUGACUACAACUGCUCCUCCGUGGUGAUGCUCAACGAGAUGGAUGCAGCACAGCUCUGCAUGCAGUACUGGCCAGAGAAGACGUCCUGUUGUUAUGGCCCAAUCCAAGUGGAGUUUGUUUCAGCAGACAUUGAUGAAGAUAUCAUCAACCGGAUAUUCCGGAUCUGCAACAUGGCCAGGCCGCAGGACGGGUACCGCAUCGUGCAGCACCUGCAGUACAUCGGCUGGCCGGCCUACAGGGACACGCCGCCCUCCAAGCGCUCGCUGCUGAAGGUGGUCAGGAGGCUGGAGAAGUGGCAGGAGCAGUACGACGGCAGGGACGGGCGCACGGUGGUCCACUGCCUGAAUGGUGGAGGGCGCAGCGGCACCUUCUGUGCCAUCUGCAGUGUGUGUGAGAUGAUCCAGCAGCAGAACAUCAUCGACGUGUUCCACAUCGUGAAAACGCUGAGGAACAACAAGUCCAACAUGGUGGAGUCACUGGAACAGUAUAAAUUUGUAUACGAGGUUGCACUGGAAUACUUGAGUUCCUUUUAGCCCAGCGAAGGGAGGGGACCCCAUGAUGUGCCAGACCCCAAACUCUGGUGGAUGCUUCUCCCCUGUCCCACACUGGAAGGCAGUAACAAGUGUGGGAAGGAGAACUUCUCCCUCCUUCUCAGCAAGAGACUGAGGUUGCAGAGACCUCGCUGGAAGGAGGAGACGAUGCCUGUGUGUGCUGCUGCCUGCUUUCUAUCGGAACAUCUACUGCUUCUUAAAUAACUUACUGUAAAAAUUAGCAAAAUGGGAGACAGGCUGAAAGACUGGACUUUCUAAUCCCCUCUGACUCCUCUUUUGGAUUGUGUUUUUGUUCUGCUUGCUGCAGAGUGGGGAAGGAAUGAAACCCUUAGGAAAUUCUCUUUUAAAUGUCUCCUUUUUAAUUUAUAAUUUUGUUCUCAAAUCCCAGCCUUUUAAUUUUUUAAUUUCAUGCAGCAGUCAUUUGGGAAAAAUGAGAUAGCCAUAGGGGAUACAUGAAAUGUUUCAUUACAAUUUGUCUACCUUAUCUGUUUCCUUUUAUUUGUUUUUCCAAAUGAAAAGGCCAACACACACACAUGGAAAAAAAAAAAAGAAAAAAAGACUACGCUGGAAUUCUCUUCCCAAAUUUAGUCCCUUUAAGCAUGAAAAUAGAUGGUGGACGUGAGAAUCUGUUCAUGGAUUCACUGCCACCACACAGAUAUUUCCUCCCAGUUUCUGCUGGACUUCCAGGGCUGUGCAUGACCCAGUUCCACCCCUCUGGUCUGUGUCCUUUUGCUGCUGAAGCUGUUGAGGAGUUUCCCAGCCUCUCGAAGCUGAAGGUUGAAUAUUUGCAUCAAACCAAUUGCAUUUGUCUCACAACUUUGGUAACUUGGUUACCACAUUUCCCAAGUGUUAGCUGGGCUGCAGUGUGUCUUUGACAAACAGGGUAUGAAGUAGGUUUUAUUGCUCAUAUACUAUGUAUGACUAUUUUUUAUUUAUUAUUUGUAUUGCUGUAGAACUUAGGACCCCUAGUCAUGCCAGGACCCUGCUGAACUAGGCACUGUGCAAGCAGACAGCAAAGAAAGUUCCUGUUCAAGAGUUUGAAGUCUGAAGGUUCUUAAAACUGGGUUUGGGCAAGAUUUCCUCACUAUUUCCAGGCCCUUCAAGCUUCAAAAUUGUAAUCCACUGGAGCUGUAGAAAAGGUGAUGUACAUACACAGAAACCUAUUCUGACACCUGUAAAGAAAAGUGUUAGCCCAGCACAGCAACUUCUCUUCUUAAGCAAAACAGCUUUUGUUCUAUUCUGCAAAAAUGCCUGUGCAAGUCUUCUUCUCUGAAACAAACACCAGAUGUGUUUUGCCAUGGUUCUGGACCUCAUUCUGACUUCUUAGCAGCUAAGAAAUUGCUUUUCUGAAAAAGUGUGUUUAAGUAGUUAAUCAUUAAGGACUGCAGGGUGAUCUUGGAGAAAAAAAAAUAAUUGAAUGAACAAGACUUUACAAUAAUUAGUAUUUCAAUUUAGGCAUUUAUUUAUCUUGAGGGUGUGGGAUAUGAGGCUGUAAAUUAGAUUCUGGGGUGUAAGGUUCUUCAAAUUCAGACUUGCGAAAAGAUAGACUGAAGGUAAGAGUUUAAAGAAACUCCAAUUUUCUUCUCACCCUGUAGUUUUCCACCCUCAGGUAAAUACUCAGAGGCUGCUGGGAGCUCUGUCCUGCCCAUGCCUGGCACAGAGCACACGAGAAGUUCAAAAUGCUUUGCUGAUUCUGUCUGUGAAUUCAAAAAGCACCUCAGUUUCAUGGCCAUCCUCUCUUCAAUAGUCACACCCUCACCUUGACCAGGAGGGCUGGAAAUGAAAUCUGGCAAAAGCAGCUCAGACACACCAGAACCCAACCAGAGCACUGUCACCCACCAGCCUAGGGUUCAUUAAUACCCCUCUGGAGAAGCAGAGGAUGCUGAACCACCUAGGGUUUCUCUGAGGAGCUUUGCAUUCUUGGCUUUAAUAUCAGGUCUUAACUGACUGUGAACCACCUUCUCACAGGAGCCUCUGCUGUUUCUGGUUGGUCCUUCCUGUUGCCUGCAAAAAAAAAAUCAUGAGAUCAACUUUAGUUCCAGCUGGGGCUGUCAGUGGGUGUCUGGCAUCUCAAGGCACAGGCUACUGGUCUGAAUUAGUUUCUUUUUCUCUAUGCAACUAAACAACACUAUUCAGCAGGAAAAAUAACUAGAAGGCAAAGUGAAAGGAUGAGAUAAAAGUGAGAGAAAAAGUGAGAUGAAAAGUGAGAGGAAAUAAUGUUGGUAUUCUGAUUACAGGCUGGAUGUGACAGUGUAGGUCAGGUGUUGGGAGAGAAAAGGGAAGAGGGAAUUCUAAUCCCAGGAUGGGAUUUUUCAACAACUGCCCAGGUAUGAAGAAGCUACAAGUCAGCAAAGUGUUUUUGACUCUGCUGACUCCAGAAAGCCAAAGGGAGCCACUCCCUGUGGAGACAAUGGAAAUAUUAAUUAGUAUUUAGCAUCCUGUUAAUUUUACAUGGAAAGUAGCACAGUGACAGGUCUCCCUCAUGAUUUAGGGGAGGGAAGCCAGCACUGAGGGUGACAGCUGGGAUGAGGGAACAGAGAGGUAAAGAAAUGCCAGUAUCACUGAGGUGUGAAGUAAUUUAGGCUUAACUUAAAAGAAAGUGGAUUGAAAUGCCAGAGUUAAGCCCACAGGAGGGGUGUGUGAGUGAGGGGAAGGAGGUGUGGGAUGAGCAGAGCAGAACAGCACUGGCAGUGCAGUGGUUUAGGGUCUGGAGGUAGGUUUGGAUGUGUUUUAUGGUAUGAAAAACACUAUUAAAGGGUCAAGGACUUUUAUCAGCUGGCCCACAGCAGCUCACUGUGUGCUCAGCCCUCUGCAAAUGCCAAGUGAUGUUGGCACAAACUGCAGGGAAAGAUAUUGAAGCUAAAUUUUACAUUUUAUAGGAGUUAAUGCCAAUGUUGGUAACCGCAGCCCAACUGUUAGUCACAGCUUAUUAUGUGGCCACUCAACCAUGUGUCUGAACUUCCCAAUGUCCAGCCUACAACCCAUAUGGAAGGAUCUCAGCAGGCACUGCACACUGUGCUGCCAAACUGUUCUAAAUUCCUGCAGUUAUGGUGCUUUUGGGGGACUGACCCAGCUCCAGCCUGUGUUGGCUCAGGGAUCUUCAUGCUGUUCCUCCCUGCACAGUGCAUAUAUGCCAAGUGUGAAUUAAUGAUGAAGGGAAUUGUGUGGAAAAGCACGCUCUAAAUCACUUUAUUACCUGGAGGUUGUUUAAACCCUAGAGAAUAGCCCAUCGUGAAGUAGAUAAUGUGUUUGAAGCAGGAUUAUGGGUGAUGGGUUUGUUUUCAUGGGGAAAGAAAGAAGUUAUGAGAUGAGAUAAAGGAGGUUUUCUCACUCCUGGAAGGAUUAAUAGUCAGUGGGAGCUUUUCAGCCUAAGCAUUCCCUGCUGUGGAUGAAAAGUGAUAAUGUGCAGUAAAAAAAGGUGAAUUCCUCCGUGAUUGAAUUUUAGGCUGGAAAACAUAUCAUAUUGAAAAUAUUUGAAUGGACAUAAUGAAGAUGAACUUAUUUCCAUGGAGACAUCCUUCAGAGGCAAGGGGGAACUGUUUGUGACAGCACAGAGUUGAUGUAAAGUUUGGUCUGAAAUACAAGGAAAUAGAAACAGGUGGUUUGGGGUCACUGUCUCAUAUUGGGGGUAACCAGCAUCUUAAAUUAUUAAUGGAUGUAUCUGCAGCAAUGAAUUCCACUGGUUAUCAGUAGUUUCUAGCCUUUUAUUCUGGAGCUGUAAACUCCCUGGAAAAAAAAAGUCCAGUAGCCACAUAGACCCCACAGCAGUAGAUUUAAGCCCAUGGAUGCUAGACUGGCUUUUCCAUUUGCUUUCCACAGGCCCUUUAGCAGAAUUUUGUGGGAUUUCCCUUGGGAAUCUCAAGCCAGGGAUUGCUGGUCACUGUUCCUGGUGUGCUGUAGAGUCAGAGGAAGGAGAGAGGCUCCUGCAGCAGGUGGUUCAGGAGGCAGUUAAACCAGUUUCCAUCUGGAAGUGAGGGGAAGGAGAAGAAAUCUCCUUUGGGAGAAACCAAACAUUGGAAGAGAAGGCAAAUGAAAUGGAUCAUGAAACAGGUAGGAAAUUUGCACCUUGCUCUCCCUCUCAUUCUUGCACAGUUGCUCUCAUCUCUCCCUCACUCUUCUGAAUUCCUGCCAAGAUCAUAAAAACCAGGUAAUGUCACAUUCUGUGCUGUGGAGAUGGAGCACUCGGAGUGUGACAGAGGGAAUAAAUCCUGAGGGACAAAGAUAAAAGAAGAUUUGCUCGAGAGAGGAAUCUUCAAAUAUGAGGUGCUUCUGUCUGUCACACUUGCAGAAUUUUUAGUGAAGUCGUCACAGAGCAGUGCACAGUCCUGGCAUGGUCCUGGAUGGGCAAUGUGGUGCAAAAGUUCCCCUUGGAAAACUUCAUUGUUCUGUAAUAAAUAUGAACAAUCAACUCCGUGAUGUUGGCAGCACAGUUAAUUUUUGUGACUCUCCAGCCAGUGCAAGGGGCAUCUCAAGACCUUGGUGUGGAACUGCUGCAUUUUCAUUUGAAAAUCUUUAAUUUGUCUUAAGUGUACAAAAGACAGUUAACCCGUUUUUUUAGGAAAAUAAAGGUGGCCGUGUGGCAAAAGUGGCAACAUUUAUUCACCAUAACCACUGCCAUUGGGUCAAAAAUUCCAUAUUCCUGCUGUGUGAGGGCAGAACAAAGCACUGCAGCUGCCCUGCCCAGAGAGAGGAGCAGGAGGAGGCAGCUAAGUCAGAGAGACAGAUGUGAGUAAUGAGGAUUCUGUUAACCCUCCUGCACUCCUGCUUAUUUAGAUUGCAGUCUUCUAUAGCCAUACACACAUAAUAUACAACUUCAGUGCAAGUGCUCUUUCUUUCCCUGUUCCCAAAAAUACCUACAGCUCUUUUUCCUCGAGGGUGAGCCAACAGCAUAGCGAGCAAAGCCCAAUUUCUGCCAUUUUGGCAAGGACCACAAGGAAAAUCCAUCAUGUAUUAUCUGUUCAUUGACUUGGAAAAGGUAUCAAUCAUCUGCCUCAUAUGCAUACUUGAAGAAUGUACAAUUUGCUCAAACUGUCAAGCAGAAUCAUACAUUUUCAUAUACCACCAAAUCCUGGUGGCACGGAGUGUGAUGGAAAGGGAAAAAAAAUACACAAAAACUUGCUGAUUUCCAGUGACCUCUAGUCUCUAACUUUUAUUUGCUGUGUUAAAAUAUUUUAAAAGUUUCCCUUGUGAAAAAAAAAAAAAAAAUAAACUGUGCCCAGAAUAUCCUACAGUUUAAUGUUGGACUAGCAGAAUGUGAAAACCUGGCAGCUUUUCCAGUUUGUAAAAACAUGAGGGAUCUAAAUUAGACUUUCCAUCCUCAUCCCAGUUCAUGCAGCAGAUUUUCCAGCACUAUUCUGUUUUCAACCUGAGCCUUAAAAGACAAACUAAUGCAGCAGACUGAAUGCCAGAUGCUGGUGUUCCCAUAGUGUUUCCUGGCAGGGGGGGAAAAAGGAUGAAAAGGGAAAAACUAAAAUGUUUUUUCUCGGAAUUCAAUUCAGUGAGCUGUUUCUGAGCAGUACAAACAUGAGCCAGUCCAUGCCACUCUGGAGGUACAGGGUGAAGAUGAUGUUGGUGUCCCUUGGGGUCCAAUCCUGAUAUUUCAUGUAUGAGUACCCAGGAGUGUAGUGGUUCCUUUAGGGGACGCAGUUGUCACAGAAGGAGUGUUCCAGUGGAGAUCUGGUCCCCUGAAAUGCCACUCUUUGGGACACCCUGUGAGACACCUCACGUGUCUUGCACUGUGGAGAUGGAUUUCCUUGUGUGAGUACAUCAUCUUUCAGUGAGGACCGCCAGGAACUCUUCUGUGUGAAAUAAUGGGAAGGAGUGUGUCUGGGGGGAUGGAAAAGGAAGUGGGGCCAGCAAUUUACAAGCUUCCAUUAAUUUAAAUACUCUGAGACUCCCCAGGACAAACACUGCUCAGUUUUUCACAUUGCUGACAGUCAAACCAAACUUCAUGUGCAGGACUUCCAGUACCUGGAGCAGAACUGCAAAUACCCCCUCAUUGCCCCACUAGCCCUUCCUUGAAUUGCCAGCAUUUAAACACUGUACUCCUAUGCCAAGAGUCUGAGCUGCAUCCUUAACACAUCCCUUAACCCAUCCUGACUAACUGCAGUGACAAAAUUCACUCCCACACCGAUUCCAUCUCCUCCCUCCCUGCACCGACCCUGUCAGGAUCCAAAUGUGCCAGCAUCACUUCUUGCCAGGCUUGUCACCACUUCACACAGCCAUGCUGUGGCUGCCUCUGGCUGAGCAGUCUGCCCUCCCAGCUCCCUGGGUGUGUUUUUGGGCAGGGAGGAAUGCUGCAUCCUGCCCUCCCAGCUCCCUGGGUGUGUUUUUGGGCAGGGAGGAAUGCUGCAUCCUGCCCUCCCAGCUCCCUGGGUGUGUUUUUGGGCCCUCCCAGCUCCCUGGGUGUGUUUUUGGGCAGGGAGGAGUGCUGCAUCCUGCCCUCCCAGCUCCCUGGGUGUGUUUUUGGGCCCUCCCAGCUGCCUGGGUGUGUUUUUGGGCAGGGAGGAGUGCUGCAUGCGAGCGAGUCUCUGCUGUUGCGAUGCCGCCCCCUCUCCUCCCCCUCGGCCUUUAUGGAUUACUGGUGAAACUCACUUGUACAGUUUGGAUGUUUGAUAGAUAAAGCACGUGCGAGAAAAAAAAAAGGAAAAAAAUAUAAAUACAAAACUCUCAACACUGUGCAUUCAGUGUCUUUUCUUUCUAGCUUAAAAGAAGGAAGGUAAAUAAUGUCAAGUCAAUGAAUAUCAGAUAUAUUUUUUGACUGUACAUUACAGUGAAGUGUAAUCUUUUUUUUACAACUGCGAGUCCAUCUUAUUUAUUCUUGUAAAUGUUCCCAGACAAUGUUUGUAAUAUGGGCUGUGUUGCAAAUCCAUAAAAUAAAUCUGUGAUCUGAGAUUAAUGUUUUACUAAGA
Molecule: messenger RNA, 11680 nt
Organism: Prinia subflava (tawny-flanked prinia)
Lineage: Eukaryota; Metazoa; Chordata; Aves; Passeriformes; Cisticolidae
Gene: PTPRT
Product: protein tyrosine phosphatase receptor type T
Exons: 33
Coding region: 363-4751 (1462 amino acids)
Biological process (GO): protein dephosphorylation
Cellular component (GO): membrane
Molecular function (GO): protein binding; protein tyrosine phosphatase activity
Source: RefSeq, a predicted model, not a curated record